AAAAACAAAUGCGAUAAGUUGACCAAACGUUGUUGAAAGCUGCUAUCUUCGUUAAAUUUCAACGAAAUAAUUGAAAUACUUCGUCGUUAUAAUUAUUUAUUUUUUCGGAACUUCGUUUUAAUUUGAUGGUGUUCGAUGAUUGUAAACAAAUUACCUAAAAUGAACGAUUUUUGAAAUCCAAUCAAUAAAAUCUGCGGAUAUUUUUGAUUGAUUUUAGAUUUUUGAAAUAAAUUUUCGUUCAUUUUUUAUUUCAUUUUAUUUUUUUUAAUAUCGGUAUUUAUUUAAUCUGUAACCAAUUUUUUUUUUUUUUUUUGAAAAAUGUAUUGUUUUUGGUUUUUUGUUCCAAGUAAAUUGCGUAACUUGGUGUGUCUAGGUACCUCAUACCUACGUAUGAAGUUGAGCAUUUUAGACAAGACCUAUCUCUAUGGAAAGAAGUUGGAAAAUGUCCCAUCGUUGUUGGUUCUCGUUACUGAGUUUCGUUUUCGUUUUAACCAGUGAUUUUGUGGCGUAUGCUCAAAAUGAAAUCAAUUUGCAAGAUCAUCUGCAACCUUUGGACGUUGGAUAUAACCCCGAAUACGACCAGUUAAUCGAAAAUGACACACUGUGCUCGCGAAAUUGUACGAAAUAUCCUCAGCCCCGAAUUUGCUACUAUAAAUUGGUAGCCGAAGAGUAUCAUGCGAUGGGACCUGCUUGUAAGAAUUGCCCGAGUGUUUAUGAAGAUUGCUUUAAUCCUCAAUGUGUUACUGCCGAUGGUGUCGAAAGAGCUAUAUUGGUGUUUAAUAGAUUACUUCCAGGACCAUCAUUCCACGUUUGUGCAGGUGACCGAAUCAUCGUUGGUUUACAAAAUUCUAUGCCAGCUCGAGAAACUUCCAUUCACUGGCAUGGCGAAUUGCAAAGGUCAUCGCCAUGGGAAGAUGGCGUUCCUUUCGUUACUCAGUGUCCUAUCAUGAGCAACACGCUGUUUCGUUAUGAUUUCAACGCCUCCACUUCUGGAACUCAUUUUUACCAUUCGCAUUCUCCUUUACAAGUAUUCAACGGAUUGUCCGGUCCAUUCGUUGUACGUACCAGUGCAUUGGUAGAUCCUGCCAGUGAUCUUUACGAUUACGAUUUAUUCUCUCAUACGAUUCAAAUUGGCGACUGGAUGCACGAGUUGAUCGACACGAGGUAUCCCGGAUAUAAUAAAGAUUUAUCGCAAAUAGCAUUAUAUCCGGAUUCAUAUCUGAUCAAUGGGAUAGGAACUUAUACGGAUCCAGCUACCGGACUAGACACUGAUACACCUAUAGCUGAAUUCAACGUGGUAUCGAAUAAUAGAUACAGAUUUCGUAUAAUUACCGCUUCAUCGUCGGCCUGUGCGCUGCAGUUCGCUAUUGAAAAUCAUUCUAUGCUUUUGAUCGCCGCAGAUGGGAUGGCUGUCGAGCCAGUGAUGGUCAAAUCUCUGUAUUUGAACGCAGCGGAUAUUUACGAUGUUGUGAUAACUGCGAAUCAACCUAUCGGGUCUUACUGGAUUAGAGUCCAAGGAUAUGGCGAUAACUGUUCGUUGGCUUAUCAAAAAGCCAUCCUUAGAUACGAAGGAGUCGGUAAUUCGUUUCCUACCACUUUCAAUACACCGGAAUUAUUUGAUGCUAUGCCAAAUUUACCUGAGUUGAAUAAUGCCAGAGAACCUUGUCAAAAUAAUGCUACUAAUCUUUGCUUGGAUGAAGUGAACUCGCUUCAUGAAGCUCCAGAAAGAUUAUUAAGAGACCCUGAUCAACGUUUUAUUUUCGAAGCUGGCAUGUACAAUUACACAUCGGAAGAGUUAUACGAUACCAAUUCGUAUCACAGACAUUAUCUUCCUAGUUCUGGACCUGGAGUGACACCAUUGGGUGGAAUGUACGAAGACACGAUGAAUAAUAAAUCAAAUACGUUCCCUCCUGUCGUACUCCUGAGUGAUCCUAGAAAUCCGUUGAUAAAUCAAAGCAAAUGUCCCGAUGUCUGCCUGAAACAUUGCGAUUGCUUGAACUUGAUCAAAUUAGGGUACAAUAAUGUUAUCGAGAUGAUUUUUAUCGAUCGAGUACCUUCGUUCGCAUUUAUCAGAGAUCAUCCGUUCCAUAUUCACGGACAUCAUUGGAGUAUCAUGAAACAAGGUACGUUGGACGAAAUGGUAUCUGAUCCGGAUUGGUUCAGAGUCAAUACGACGAAUAAAUAUCCUUUAAUUAGACAGACUGUGCCAGUACCAGCUCAUGGCUUCGCUAUAGUCAGAUUUAUCGCCAAUAAUCCAGGUUUUUGGCUUUUACAUUGUCAUUUUGCCGCCCACAAUGAUAACGGCAUGCAGAUCGUUUUACAAGUGGGGGAACCCGAACAAUUUCCUCAAGUGCCUGGAGAUUGGCCCAAAUGUGGGAAUUAUUUACCUCCGGUUCAUUAAACCAAGAAUCAAUAUACCGGAUUGUUUUUAAA
Molecule: messenger RNA, 2433 nt
Organism: Planococcus citri (citrus mealybug)
Lineage: Eukaryota; Metazoa; Arthropoda; Insecta; Hemiptera; Pseudococcidae
Exons: 12
Coding region: 425-2401 (658 amino acids)
Molecular function (GO): oxidoreductase activity; copper ion binding
Source: RefSeq, a predicted model, not a curated record